This is a messenger RNA of Lates calcarifer (barramundi perch), 5736 nucleotides long. RefSeq names its product TBC1 (tre-2/USP6, BUB2, cdc16) domain family, member 1 (gene tbc1d1). Lineage: Eukaryota; Metazoa; Chordata; Actinopteri; Centropomidae. The record is from RefSeq and is a predicted model, not a curated record.
UAAUCUAGUUUUCACUUCCGUAUGCCUGUUCUGGUGCAGAGACCGACCUAUAUUGCAUGCUGCACUGUCCCGUCUGAUUUAAGUUUAGGACUUAUUUAUAUUGCAAGGUCAAAGAUGAGGUAAAGUGGAGGCAGGCUGCUGCCUCUGGCCAAACCAUGGAAGGACUCUAUUUUGAUGUGAAGCCCCGAGGAGAUAAACCACACACACCAGGGAGCUCUGAGAAGCCUCGUCCUAAUCUAACUUCAAACCACCGGUCGUGUCCGUCGUUUUCUCAUCUCGCCUCUUCCACACAGAGUCCUCAGAAACCCAAUUGUGCCAGAGGGAGGAUUCCAACAUGGGGGGGGAAGCUGGAGGAAGAGGGAGAGGAGGAUGAGGAGGAGGAAGUACGAUACAAACUGACACUGACCGGUUCUCUGCCGGUCCACCACCUCACCACCAUGGCCAUGCUGCCCUGGGUGGUGGCUGAGAUCAGCAGAUCACGGCCUACGGAGAAGGAGCCGGGCGUGGGAGUCAGACAGUCGCCCCCUCCUACCUCAAGGCAGGUGGUCUUUCUGUGUGUGUCGGCGUCAUGGGUGCGAUGCAUGUCCGUUCUGGGACAGGGACUCAUCUGGGACCCUCUAUCACAUACAGUGCUGUUUGAGUGUCGUCCUCACCAAGUGACUAAGCUAAUUCACAACAGCCAGGAACCCAGCAGCUUUGGCUGCCUGGUCAGAAAGACUCCAGACUGCGCCUGCUAUGUCUUCCAGUGCCAGGACAGCACCAAGGUCCCUGAGAUUAUCAGUACGCUGAGGCAGGCUGGCAAGAGCUCAGCACGCAGCAAUGAUAUCACCGCCCUUCCCAACAAAACUUCCACUGGAGGCAGUGAUCCCUCUGAACCAGGUCUUUCUUAUGUCUCCGCUACGACAACCUCCACGGCUCCCACCAUCGCUGUUUCUCCAACAGCUUUUGCCAAAAAGUUUGAGGUGCUGUUUUGCGGCCGUGUGAGUGUUGCUCACAAGAAAGCCCCACCUGCCCUCAUCGACGAGUGCAUCGAGAAGUUUAGCCAGUUACAUGGCUCGGGCACGACUGAUAAAGGAGGAAAUGGCGGGGGGUUGAUGGGCGGGCUGAGGAGGGCAUUAGCGUUCCAAUCCAAUGGACUGGGCAGCGGUGCUGUUGGUAAUGGUGCUGCAGGGAGCCCCACCACCGGUAGGCGCCCAGUCCUGUUCAAGCGAGACCCCAGCUUUCCCUGUCUCCAGGACCUGGAUGAAAACGGACUUUCACCUGAGAUUUCUCACAACAACACUACUGACGUGCUCGCCCGCUCCCCUGAAGUACAGCCCACCAGCCUGCAGGAGAACAGGACCAUGCUGUUUACGGUUGGCAGGUCUCAGAUCUUCUUGGUUAGUCCAGACACUAAGAAAGUUGCCAUAGAGAAGAGUUUUAGAGAAAUCUCCUUCUGCUCACAGGGUAUUCGUCACGUGGAUCACUUUGGCUUCAUUUGUAGAGAGACGGUGGAAGGGGGCAGCUGCCACUUUGUUUGUUAUGUCUUCCAGUGUACAGAUGAAUCACUGGUGGACGAGAUCAUGCUGACUUUGAAGCAGGCGUUUUCUGUGGCGGCCCUGCAGCAGAAUGCAAAGACCCAGAGCCAGCAGUGUGACAGCUGCCCCAUGCAGCAGCUCCACAGACUGUGUGAGAGGAUAGAAGGUUUGCAUCCAUCUAAAACCAAACUGGAGCUUCAGAGACACUUGGCCACCUUGGACAAUCAGGAGCAAGCGUCAGUCUUUGAAAACACUAUGAGGGCUCGUCCUAAAAGUGAUCAGGAAGAGAAUGAGUUGGUGAUGGCCUCACUGAGGAAUCUGUAUGAGGAGAGACAGAGGAGCCAUCAGCACACACUGCCUGGAGACAGCAAACAAGUUUGUGAGGAUGCAGCUUCAGCCCCCGUGGAGGCACAGCAGCAGAGUAGCAGCCGGCAGCGACUUGAGCAGUUCAAGAGCAGAGCCAAGCGCUCUCUCACAGAGUCCCUGGAGGGCAUCUGGAAGGGGAGCAGCAAGGCCAGAGCUCAGAGGGACAACAGCGAAGGAAGUGACAGCAGCUCCUCCAUCUGUACUGUAAACAGCAGCCAGGACCAGUCCUGCUUAGAUGACCCCUUGCCUGCCUCCUCCCAGCUACGACCCACCAGCCCACUCAGGUGCCACAACUCAACAGGAGACCUGAAGCGCCUUGACACCUCCCUCCCCCUGUCUCCCUCCUCCUCCUCUUUACCGGGUGAUGCUCAGCCACAGGGCUUCCGGCGUCGGGCCAGCACCUUCAGCCACCCUCCCACCCCCUCUUCAGUACUUGAGUACUCGCCAGUUCACACACUAACUCAUACUCCACAGGAUCCAACUGCCGCUACCAAGCCCAAGCUCGUACGACACUACUCCGUCAGCACAGACACACCGCACCAGAGCAAACAUGCCCCAACUGACUCCACCCUUCCUCCUGUUCCUCCCUGCCCUUCAUCUCCCUCUCCUCUGCUCCCUCAUCAUCCUUCCUCCCCUUCUUCUGGAGCGCGGCUCAAAAGAAGUCCUCUGGGUGGUCUGCGUGCUCGUCUCCACUCCUCCUCCUCUGUCCCUAAUUUUCUGAAAUUUCCAUUUCUGGCCCCUCUCCAAGAGAAUGAUUGUCCUGAGCCAAAGAGCAGUGAUGUAGCGGCUCUUUCUACACCAAGUGCUGCAUGUGGAGUAGGAGAAAGCCCUCUGCGCAGUCACCGCCAUUCAUGGAGGCAGCAGAUCUUUCUACGGGUCGCUACACCUCAGAAGAACACAGACACCAAUGAGCGCGGGGAUUCCUGUAUAGACGGAGGUCGAGUCUGCGUGGGCCAGGUGGGAGUUGGAGGAAGUGGAGACACGUCCAUGAGGGCGGUGCCUGAGGAGAGGACGAAAAGGAGCAAAGAGGAGCUGAGGGAGCUGUGGAGGAAGGCCAUCCUGCAGCAGAUCCUGCUGCAGAGGAUGGAGAGGGAGAACCAGAAACUGCAGGCCUCAGAGAGCGACCUGCAGAACAAGCGUCUGAAGCUGGACUACGAGGAAAUCACUCCGUGUCUGAAGGAGGUCACUGUGGUGUGGGAGAAGAUGCUGGGAACUCCUGGGAGAGCAAAGAUCAAAUUUGACGCGGAGACCAUACACGCUGCUGUUGCACAAGGCGUCCCGAGGCAGCAUCGAGGCGAGAUCUGGAAGUUUCUCUCUGAACAGUACCUGCUCAGGCAGACUGUUCCGUCCCGACCUCCUGCCAACCACACUCCAUACAAAGAGCUGCUGAAACAGCUCACCUCGCAGCAACACGCCAUCCUCAUAGACCUGGGUCGCACUUUUCCCACUCAUCCAUAUUUCCAAGCCCAGCUGGGAGCAGGGCAGCUGUCUCUGUAUAACUUACUGAAAGCCUACUCCCUGCUGGACCCUGAGGUGGGCUACUGCCAGGGCCUGUCCUUCAUUGCAGGAGUCCUGCUGUUACACAUGGGGGAAGAGGACGCCUUCAACAUGCUCAAAUUUCUAAUGUAUGACGUUGGGCUUCGUAAACAGUACAGACCUGACAUGAUUAUCCUGCAGAUUCAGAUGUACCAGUUGUCGCGGCUGCUCCAUGACUACCACAGGGAUCUUUAUAGCCACCUGGAGCAACAAGAGAUCGGACCCAGCUUAUACGCCACCCCCUGGUUCCUCACCGCCUUCGCCUCACACUUCCCCCUCGGCUUCGUGGCCAGAGUCUUCGAUAUGUUGUUCCUGCAGGGGUCAGAGGUCAUCUUCAAGGUGGCCUUGAGCCUGCUGGGAAGUCACAAGCCUCUGAUCUUGCAGCAUGACAGCCUGGAGUCCAUUGUUGACUUCAUCAAGACCACCCUUCCCAACCUGGGCCUGGUGCAGAUGGAGAAAACCAUCAAUCAGGUUUGUGAGAUGGAUGUGUCCAAGCAGCUCCAGGCUUACGAGGUAGAGUAUCACGUCCUGCAGGAUGAGCUGCUGGACACGCCCCCGACCCUCAACCAACAGCAGCGAGCUGCACAGCUGGAGAGGACCAAUCAGAGCCUCCGACAGCAGAACCUUGACCUGCUUGAGGAGCUGCAGGUGUCCCAUGCUCGUGUGUGCAGCCUGGAGAGUCGGGUGGAGUCUUUGGUCCAGUCGGAGGGCCGACUGAAGGAACAGGUUUCUGCUCUGGAAGAGGAGAAGAAGCAGCUGCUGAGCACCGUCACGCGUCUCCAGGACCUUCUCACCAGCCUCGACAUACACAGCUCCCCUGAUGGAUUCACAAUCCCAUCAGCAGCAGCAAACACAGAGGACAGUAAGGGGGUAGCAAACAGGACCGUUGAUUCCCUUCUCCACUCCUUAGCUCUUCCAGAGGGUGUGUAAAUACAAAUAAUACAUUUCCAAAUAGAAAGGUCGACCAGAGGAGGAGCCGGCUGUGGGAGACCCAGGAAGAGAGGGUCGAGGGAGACAUUAACGAUGACUCCCUACCUUGACCUUUAUCCUCUUCCCAGCUCCAGAAUGUUUUAAUAAAAAGAGAAACAGAGGAAGUUGGAUGUAAAACACAGAGGAGAAGAAUGGAAAUAUAAAAAAAAUGGGGAUGAGGUUAAGAGAGAAAUAAAGGAUGGCACCCUCGAGUAUUAUCCUAAAACGCCACAAAGGCCCUCUUCCAGCUCUCUAACAAAUGACCAACAGUCCCCAAAGAUAGCACUGUCUCCUGUGCUGUAAAAACAAAACAGUUACACUUGCACCUGUACUUGUAUGUUUGUGUCUUUGAAUGUCUGUGAGUGCUGUCACUCAUGUAUUUUAUUCUCCUAUGAGAGGGUUUAACUGUCGAAUGCAACAAGGCAAAAAGAGCCUUGACUGUCCUUAUCAGUGUAAAACAAGCUCAGACAAAGACUCAGAUACUCCGACUGUAUCCUGAAACAAGAUGUUACUGAUCACCCUCACACUCGACAAGUCAGAAAUACGAAGUUGAAACAUUGAAAGAAGUGAGACAAAAAAGUGAAGCUGAAGGGACGGGUGAAGAAAUAAACUUCACGACAAGGUGUUUUUUCUGUUAAAAUGGUUGAAUAUGACUUAAAUGAUGUAAGAUUUGUGGAUGGCGGUGCUCAUAUGAGGAGGUCAGAGUUCAACGAUUUUUUUCAAAAUAUUUCUUUCCUCCUUUGCUUUUCUAGUCUUCCACGGUUUUGUUUCUUGAUCCAGUAGGUUUUUCAAACUCCAUUUAGUUAAAGUAGCUCACAGGAAGAGUAACACAAUAAAUCCACUCCAUUUCACAUCCUGUUUAUUCACCUCUGAAUACACGUCCAUCUGUCUGUGUAGGAAGGAAAGUAGACGGAGUUUCAGCAGAAAAACUUUAAAACAGUAGCUUUUCUAGUAAAGGGGGUGGGGGUGGGGGGGUUUGUGACUGUUAUUUUGAGAGCCUGAUCAAUUACUUUGAAUUGUCACAAAACAAACGUAAUGUCUGAAACGUCAAACAGGAGACCUCUGCUGUUGAGACAAUCUGUCAGCUACAAAUCAUUUACUGUACUCAACACACUGAACUCUUUCAACCCCAGAGCUGCAGCUUGGUGUGUUUCUGUGUGAAUGUCUAAAUGUGUCACUGUGUGUGUCUGUGUGCUUGUGCACUUCACUGAUCAACAAAUGUGUUGAUUUACACUGUAAAGAUAUUUCUGCUUUUACUCCUGACUCUCCUUGCACAUGUUUUUGUUUUAUUGAUUAUUACCAUUGUUGUUGUUAUGUACCUCAAAAUACAUUUCAUAUCCUUUCAGCA